Molecule: messenger RNA, 952 nt
Organism: Eurytemora carolleeae
Lineage: Eukaryota; Metazoa; Arthropoda; Copepoda; Calanoida; Temoridae
Product: type 1 phosphatidylinositol 4,5-bisphosphate 4-phosphatase
Exons: 10
Coding region: 19-777 (252 amino acids)
Biological process (GO): phosphatidylinositol dephosphorylation
Cellular component (GO): lysosomal membrane; phagocytic vesicle membrane; plasma membrane
Molecular function (GO): phosphatidylinositol-4,5-bisphosphate 4-phosphatase activity
Source: RefSeq, a predicted model, not a curated record
AGAUUGUAGAAAAUCAGAAUGGGCGAGGACGUAGAACGACAACCUCUCCUCAACCAAGAACGACAACCUCCUCAAAACCCAGAAUAUGGUGGUGAGUCAAAUGGCUGUAUUGGUGGUAUUGCUGCAGGCCCUGACGAGCUUCCCCCUCCAUAUCCAUCCCUUACAGACGGAGUACCUAUGGUGGCGUGUCGAGUUUGUCAGAAUAUGAUUGAUAUUUCAGGGAAGAAAGACCAGCAUGUGGUGAAGUGUAGUCAAUGUAAUGAAGCUACACCCAUCCGGAACGCCCCUCCCGGCCGGAAGUAUGUAAGAUGUCCUUGCAACUGUUUACUCAUCUGCAAGAGCAGCUCACAAAGGAUAGCAUGUCCACGACCAAACUGCAAGCGAAUAAUAAACCUGGCGCCGAGCGCUACAGUUCCCAUCCCUACUCCUAAUGUACCAGGUAUGUGUCGAGUGACCUGUGCACACUGUCUGGACACAUUUCUGUUCAACACGUUAAACAACGCGCUCGCUAGGUGUCCACACUGCAGGAAGGUGUCGAGUAUAGGUCCAGAGUUUGCUAGAACCAGGGCCAUCAUCUUCUUGGUCUUCGGUCUCAUCGUACUCGGUAUUGGGAUCGGGAUAACAUGUGGAACCUUCCAUAUUGCAAAUGAGAAAGGUGGAAUGUAUGUGGUGUAUAUUGGAGCAUUUCUGGUUGCAUUGCUGCUUUUGCUGAGAAGUGUUUACUACUGCUUCAUGAAGAUCAGUCUCAUCGAGGGACCCAUUCAAUCCAUUUCAUAACAAUACUAGAGUGCUCCAGGGACAGAUGAGAAGGUGGAAGGAUUGGGAGAAGAGGAAGGAGGUGGAGGGAAGGAAAAGCUUGCGUUUAAUGAAUAAACUAAUUAUUUUAUGAUUUACUGUCUAUACUCAUCAGAUCUGUUUUAGUUCCGUCCUUAAAAUAGAAUUAUUGUCUCAA